UUCUUUCUCUACAGCAGUCUGUGGUCAUGUCCAUAGAUUAUACACUGUCAUGUCGUUGAUGUCAAAUAUCAAGUGCAUACAUACAUAAUUAAGUUUUUGGGAUUUUUUAGCAUUACAAGAAAACUGAAGUAUUUGUAAUACAUAACAAAGAAAGAAUUAAGGUUUAUUCCGAAUACACGCAAAUUUUUCCAGAAAAUACUUUACUAAAAUUAAUAAAAUGAGUUUCGAAAACAACAGUAACGGCAAUGAAAAAGAAGAACGUAAAUAUUCACACGAGCGCAACAAAUCCGACGAAUUACAACUAUCACGGACUGACAUGAACAUGUUAAUAAUGAAUUAUCUAGUAACAGAGGGCUUCAAAGAAGCAGCCUUGAAGUUUCAACAGGAGGCAGGUCUACAAGAGCCAGCCCUAUGCAGUUCCUUGGACGAGAGGAUAAUGAUCCGUGAAGCAGUACAGGGUGGUAGAAUCCCUGAAGCUAUUGCUAUGGUCAAUUCAUUACAUCCUGAGCUUUUAGAUAAUGAUAGAUAUUUAUACUUCCAUUUGCAGCAAUUACAACUUUUGGAGCUGAUUCGUGCAGGACGUGCUGAAGAGGCAUUAGCCUUUGCAAGUGCAACGCUCGCAGAGGCUGGUGCCAAUGAUGCCAAUGCUCUGACUGAACUAGAGAGGUCAUUGGCUUUACUGGCCUUCCCUGAUCCACAUACCUCACCCUUUGCUGAUCUGCUGCUGCCUUCGCACGGUCAAAAGGUGAUUUGUGCUAAUGUAUUUUUUUGUACUUUACAAAUGGUAUACAUAACACAAACUAAAUUAAUUAAAAAAAAAAUACUCUUGCUUGGUAAUCGCACCAUUUCAUCACUUCGAAAUCUUCAUGGCCCAAAGGAUAAGACGUUCGGUGCAUUCGUGUUGAGCGAUGCACCGGUGUUCGAAUCCCAGGCGGGUACCAAUUUUUGUAAUGAAUUACGUACUCAACAAAUGUUCACGAUUGAUUUCCACAGUGAAGGAAUAACAUCAUGUAAUAAAAAUGAAACCCGCAAAUUUGCGUAAUUACUGAUGGUAGGACCUCUUGUGAGUCCGCGCGGGUAGGUACCACCGCCGUGCCUACCCGCGCGGACUCACACUGUGCACUAUAUCUGCCGUGAAGCAGUAAUGCGUUUCGGUUUGAACGGUGGGGCAGUCGUUGUAACUAUACUGAGAUCUUAGAACUUAUAUCUCAAGGUGGGUGGCGCAUUUACGUUGUAGAUGUCCAUGGGCUCCAGUAACCACUUAAUACCAGGUGGGUUGUGAGCUAGUCCACCCAUCUAAGCAAUAAAAAAUGAAAAAAUGGUACUUGACGUGGGUCUGUAUUAUACUGAAAUUGGAAUUUUCUUUUAUCUAGGUAUUACUUUACAACUUCUUAAGUUGAAAAACUAUGUGUCCUGUACAAACAAUAUACUAGUUUCUAGAUUAUUUUUGUUGCUUUUAUAUCACUAGACAAGACAGUCUCAUGGAAUUCAACAUGUUUAGUGGUUCCCAAAAUCGAUAAUUUUCACAACACUAAUGCUGGAACCCAUCUUGAGACAUGAGGUUAGUCUCAAUUGUAUCCAAUAACAGCUGCUCUACCAUUGAGUACUUAACUUUCAAAGAUAAUAUAUUGAAUUGAUCACCAGAUUGCAAGUGAACUCAAUGCGGCUAUACUCAAAA
Bombyx mori (domestic silkworm) is the source of this 1678-nucleotide messenger RNA. RefSeq names its product BWK-1-like protein (gene Hou). The record is from RefSeq and is a predicted model, not a curated record. Lineage: Eukaryota; Metazoa; Arthropoda; Insecta; Lepidoptera; Bombycidae. The transcript is spliced from 3 exons. Gene Ontology annotation, molecular function: protein binding. Gene Ontology annotation, cellular component: cytoplasm; nucleus. The coding region runs from base 218 to 1042 and encodes 274 amino acids. Gene Ontology annotation, biological process: proteasome-mediated ubiquitin-dependent protein catabolic process.